UAUAAUUUCAAUUAUUACAAUUUCAUUCAACCGCAAAAUGAAUUAAAUGUAAUCAUCUAUUAGAUAAAGAUGAAAUCGAAUAGAAUGAACCACGAUGCUCUUUAUUUAUAGCAAUACAACGUAAUUCGCCUUUCCAGUGCGUAAUUUCAUUGUAGCGAUGUUUAUAGGGAGGCACACGUAAAAUAUCUCAAAAAUGGCCUCAUUUUCCUCCGAAUUGGAACCAAACGACGAAUUGUGGCGUGAGUGCGCUUCGUGGCUUACGAAAUGGGACAUGCUUCGCCCUGACCACAAAGCAAACUGGCCAGAAAGUGGUAUAGCCGACCUAGCAAACAUAUUGAGAGACGGGGUGCUUCUUUGCAAAUUGCUCAACAAAAUCGACCCAGGGUGCAUCGAUAUGAAAGACGUUAAUCUCAAGCCGACCAUGGCACAAUUUUUGUGUCUGCGCAAUAUAAAUUUGUUUUUGAAGACAUGUUUUGAGAAUUUCGGUCUGAAACAGACUGAUUUGUUCGAGGAUACAAUGCUGUUUGAUCUGACAAACUUCCAUCAGGUGCUUUGUACGCUCUCUAAGUUAUCUUCAAGUUCCAAAUCUCUCAGGGGUGGCGUUCCUGCUUUUACUGCCCAGAAAUUGAAAAGCAGAGAAGAAGAGGUCAUAUAUCAAAGUUUAAAAUCAGUAGAUUUAAGGUCUAGCCCCAGUUUUAAUAGCAUUGAGCCUAGCUGGAUGCAGUUUACCAUACCCUGCCCUCAGCUGGAUGACAAAGAAAAUGAGAUAUAUGAUGAUUUAUGUUAUGUCACCUUUUCGUCCACUUUGCCAGAGGUAGAGACACCAAGCUUACAGCAGACUGUUUUUCUUUAUGUUUUGUAUAAAUCGCAAAAGUGUUUGUUUUUGCGGAUUUUGCACGGCCUCUUAUUUUUUGAUUUAUUUAAUUUUUUUUUCUCGAGUAGUGAACCUAGUCACACCAGAAGUAUUGUAGACCCCGAAUAUGAUAUGACUCGCGAGGAAAUCUACCAGGACUUGUGUGUGGUGCACAGUUCCAUUGAGCAGCCGCCGACUUUCGAAAAGCGGGACUUUGUGAUAAAAGAGCUGGUCGACACGGAAAAGAACUACGUGGACGUUUUACAUAAGUUAAAGAAGAAUUUCAUGAUCCCGCUGCUGAACCUGAUCAAGGCGGAGGACCACAGCUGCGUUUUUCACAAAAUCAAGGAACUGCAUGACAUUCACGCCACGUUUUACAACGAACUGCUGAAGGUCAAAUCUGACCCCAAUCAGCGAUUGAGCGGUAUUUUCAUGAGGUGGAGGGAGAAGUUCCUGGUGUAUGGUAGUUACUGCGCCAACUUGACUAAAGCGACCACCGUGCUGCAGGAAUUGUGCGACACGGACGAACCGUUCAACCAAGCGGUUAUCAAAUACGAAAAAGAAGUGAACAACGGCCGUUUCAAACUGCGCGAUGUGCUGUCCGUGCCGAUGCAACGGAUCCUCAAAUACCACCUCCUCUUGGAAAAACUCAUAGAGAAUACCGACGUGAACCACGAUGAAUACAACGAUCUUCGGAGAGCCCGGGAAGCAAUGCUGGACGUAGCGGGUUACAUCAACGAGGCGGCACGCGACAGCGAACACCUCAACGUCAUCAACAACCUGCAGGAGACGAUCGUCGAGUGGCAGCACGACGCCGACCUCAAGCUUUCCGACUACGGAAAACUGAUCAAGGACGCGGAACUCAAGAUCAAGGCCCACGAUGAUCAGAAGACCAGGAACCGUUACGUAUUCGUCUUCGACAAGUGCAUCCUCAUAUGCAAGCAGCUCAGGAGCAACCAGUUCGCGUUUCGCGACAUUUUAAAUAUCGCGGACUACCACGUGGACGAGAUCCAUAACAGGGCGAUCCUGAACAAGGACGCGCGAUGGUCCUACCAUUUCCUGCUGGUCAAAAACGACCACCGUAUGGUCUACACGAUCUUCGUGCGGUCGUUGGAGCUCAAGCAGCAAAUAAUCAAGGCCGUCAACGACGCGCUGGACAACAUCCACCCGAAGUCGUUAACCCGCACCAACCACAACUUCGACAUGAACACGUUCCUGAACCCGGUGCAGUGCCUGCACUGCUCCAAGUAUCUGAAAGGGCUCAUCUAUCAGGGCUACAAGUGCAACUCGUGCAACAUUGCCGUCCACAAGCAGUGCAUCCAGUAUUCGGGCAAGUGCGGCGUUUCCCUCGCCAAAUUCCACGGUAACGCAAAUGGGUUGACGCUCGGUGACCCAUUGAGCAAUAAGCUGUGGUACGUGGGCGAAAUGGACCGCAACACGGCACAGGAAAGGCUCGAGAGGCGCGAAAACGGCACCUUCUUGGUGAGGAUCAGUCCGAGGAUGAGCAGCGACAAGUACGCGUUGACGCUGAAGACCGACGACACAGUGAAACAUAUGCGGAUUUGUUGCCAGAACGACCCGCCCACCGAGUCGAAAAAGUACUUCCUAUCGCAGUCAAAGUUUUUCAGCAGCAUCGAGGAACUGGUGCUCAAUUACCAGAAUUACAGCCUGAAGGAGAACUUCGCUCGGUUGGAAGAGAACACGAAACUACUGUGGCCGAUAAGGCAGCACAGGGCGGUGGCGGUGAGGAAUUUUGACGCGCAGGACGCGUGCCAGUUGUCACUGAGGGAGGGCCAAGUGGUCAGGGUGAUCGGCAAGGAGGGAUACCGGGACGGCUGGUGGAAAGGCAGGACGGAGGACGACGAGGUCGGCUACUUCCCGGUGAGCGUGAUCCGAAUAGAGGGCGACGUGAGGUUCGACUCGUAAUCGAGACGGGGUAGCCCCAUAUGAGUCUUAAUUGUUUUUAUCUUUUAGAAAUAUUUAUAAAUGUUUCUGUAUAGUUCUGUAAGAUUUUUAUAGAAGAGGAAGAAAAUUGAAUAUUUUUUUAUAUCCAGUGCCAUUUUUUAGCUUUUAUUUUUAUAUUUUUACGUAUCAGCGUUUUUCGGAACCAUCGAGAUUGAGCGAGAGGUUAGGACCGCACGUACAAAGGUCAGAUCUGUAUCGUUUUUUGAUUAUAUAUGUAUGUUUGUUGAAACUAGGGCGCCAGGGAAAUUGUUAAAACGAAUGUCCAGUGCCAAUUUUUUUUGUUAAAACGCCGAAUAUACCCAUUUUUGAGCACUUUUCGAUUUUUAACAGUAUUUAAGCGCAUUUAAUGUUAUAUAAAUUUAGGUCCCGUUUCGAAAUUUCCGGUUUAAUGUGUCCAAUGGUCGAGUAUCUGCGCAGCUCAUUGCAAUUUAUAUCCAAAUAUACGCUGCAAAUAAAAUGUG
This is a messenger RNA of Cylas formicarius (sweet potato weevil), 3279 nucleotides long. It is a transcript of the gene Vav, whose product is annotated as protein vav. NCBI's taxonomy places the organism in Eukaryota, Metazoa, Arthropoda, Insecta, Coleoptera, Brentidae. Bases 194 to 2779 code for a protein of 861 amino acids. The record is from RefSeq and is a predicted model, not a curated record. The transcript is spliced from 12 exons. Gene Ontology annotation, cellular component: cytoplasm. Gene Ontology annotation, biological process: regulation of GTPase activity; cell migration. Gene Ontology annotation, molecular function: guanyl-nucleotide exchange factor activity; protein binding.